This is a messenger RNA of Columba livia (rock pigeon), 1139 nucleotides long. It is a transcript of the gene GDNF, whose product is annotated as glial cell derived neurotrophic factor. Lineage: Eukaryota; Metazoa; Chordata; Aves; Columbiformes; Columbidae. Gene Ontology annotation, biological process: positive regulation of branching involved in ureteric bud morphogenesis; negative regulation of neuron apoptotic process; peripheral nervous system development. The record is from RefSeq and is a predicted model, not a curated record. Gene Ontology annotation, molecular function: growth factor activity; glial cell-derived neurotrophic factor receptor binding; receptor tyrosine kinase binding. Bases 237 to 893 code for a protein of 218 amino acids. The transcript is spliced from 3 exons.
GGGAGGCCGCCGGCGCUUGUGCUGGCGGGUCCCCUCUGCCUCCAUCCAGGUUGCAACCUUGUUCCCCCUUCUCCAUACGUCUCCCUCACCUCGCGCAAAGAGGAUCCCGACGGUCGGACCCCGACCUGGCCCACAUGCAUCUCCCGGCCGGCAGCUGCUCGGCUCCCCGGCGUUAAUGUACAUCUCGGGUCCGACGAGACCAGCUCGCAGGGGCCUGUGUUGGAAGGAAAUCUAAGAUGAAGUUAUGGGAUGUUGUGGCUGUCUGUGUGGUGCUGCUCAACACGGUCUCCACCUUGCCCCUGCCGACUGGUAAGAUGCCUCCCAAGGGGUCCCCUUCAGUGGUAGAGGGGCCUGAAGACGAUCUCUCCCCCAUCAGCCUGCUGCAUCCCUAUGCUGUGCACAGUGACUCUAAUAUGCCAGAGGACUAUCCAGAUCAGUUUGAUGAGGUGGUGGACUUUAUCCAAGCCACCAUUAAAAGACUGAGGAGGUCGCCGGAUAAACAGACUCCGAUUUUUUCUAGGCGGGAGAGAAACCGGCAGAGUGCAGCCACAAACAUAGAGAAUUCCGGCAAAAAGGGAAGGAGGAAUCAAAAGGGCAAAAAUCGGGGAUGUGUCUUAACAGAAAUACACUUAAACGUGACUGACUUGGAUUUGGGAUAUGAAACCAAAGAAGAGCUAAUUUUCCGGUAUUGCAGUGGAUCUUGUGAUGCAGCCGAAACCACGUAUGACAAAAUUUUAAAAAACCUAACCAGAAAGAAAAAACUAGUCACUGACAAAGUGAGGCAAGCUUGUUGCAGACCCACAGCCUUUGAUGAUGACCUGUCUUUUUUGGACGACAACCUGGUUUACCACAUACUGAAAAAACAUUCCGCAAAAAGGUGUGGCUGCGUCUGAUGGCUGCAGGCCAGAGGCAGCUCCAGUUUUGCAUUCCUGCUAAGGAGAGGGACCAAGGUUCCUGGGGAUAUGUCUGCUCAGAGUGGAGAAAAAAGGACCAAGAAUGCAGCAUGAGGGGUCAUGAGAACCUGGGGUGCAUGAGGUGGCAUAGGAGGAUGGAGGCUUUUGACGUCCUGCGGGAAAGUAUGUAAAAUCUCAGGUGGAGAUGCCAACAGCUGGAUGGCAUGCGUGCUCCCUGUCCCGUUU